This is a messenger RNA of Octodon degus (degu), 3487 nucleotides long. It is a transcript of the gene Ano1, whose product is annotated as anoctamin 1. Gene Ontology annotation, biological process: chloride transmembrane transport. The transcript has 28 exons. Gene Ontology annotation, molecular function: protein dimerization activity; chloride channel activity. The record is from RefSeq and is a predicted model, not a curated record. Gene Ontology annotation, cellular component: plasma membrane. Bases 126 to 3278 code for a protein of 1050 amino acids. NCBI's taxonomy places the organism in Eukaryota, Metazoa, Chordata, Mammalia, Rodentia, Octodontidae.
UGGUCCCUCGGAGCUGGGCUCGGACUUGAGCCCUCAGCCUCUGCAGACUUCCAGGUGUGACUUCGCCGUCCUCUGCCCUGGACCCCGUGCGUCCGGGGGGCACCGGAGGCGGGGAGCGACGCGCAAUGCUGGAGGCCGACGUUGGGCCGGAGGGGCUGUGCCCCAAGGAAGCCCCCGCAGCCCAGGCCGCCGGGGCCGUGGAUGGGGAGGGCGCGCCGCCCGGCGGUCCCCGCGAACAGGCGGCCAAGAUGAGGGUCCACGAGAAGUACUCGACGCUCCCGGCCGAGGACCGCAGCGUUCACAUCAUUAACAUCUGCGCCAUCGAAGACAUUGGUUACCUGCCGUCAGAAGGCACGCUGCUCAACUCCUUGUCUGUGGACCCCGAUGCCAAGUGCAAGUACGGCCUGUACUUCAGGGACGGCAAACGCAAGGUGGACUAUAUCCUGGUGUACCACCACAAGAGGCCUUCGGGGAGCAGGGCCCUGCCCAGGCGGGUCCUGCACAAUGACGCCGCCCCCGGGGCUCGAGGCGCCAAGCAGGACCAGCCUCUGCCUGGGAAGGGAGGCCAGGUGGAGACGGGCUCUCCCGAGCCCCCCAUGGACCACUACGAGGAUGACAAGCAGUUCCGCAGGGAGGAGUAUGAGGGCAACCUCCUGGAGGCGGGCCUGGAGCUGGAGCGCGACCAUGACACUAAAAUCCAUGGGGUUGGGUUUGUGAAAAUCCAUGCCCCCUGGCAUGUGCUCUGCAGAGAGGCUGAGUUUCUGAAACUGAAGAUGCCAACUAAGAAGAUGUAUCACAUUAGUGAGACCCGAGGCCUCCUGAAAACCAUCAACUCAGUGCUGCAGAAGAUCACAGACCCCAUCCAGCCCAGGGUGGCUGAGCACAGGCCGCAGACCACGAAGAGGCUCUACUACCCGUUCUCUCGGGAGAAGCAGCACCUAUUCGACCUGUCCGAUAAGGAUUCCUUUUUCGACAGCAAGACUCGGAGCACAAUAGUCUAUGAAAUUUUGAAAAGAACGACGUGUACCAAAGCCAAGUACAGCAUGGGGCAAGGAGAGGGAAGAAAGAAGGACUCUGCCCUUCUAAGUAAAAGGCGGAAAUGUGGGAAAUACGGCAUCACAAGCCUGCUGGCCAACGGCGUGUACUCAGCCGCCUACCCACUGCACGAUGGAGACUACGAGGGGGACAAUGUUGAGUUCAACGACAGGAAGCUUCUGUACGAGGAAUGGGCAAGUUACGGGGUCUUCUAUAAGUACCAGCCCAUCGACCUGGUCAGAAAGUAUUUUGGGGAGAAGAUUGGCCUGUACUUCGCCUGGCUGGGCGCAUACACCCAGAUGCUCAUCCCUGCCUCCAUCGUGGGAAUCAUCGUCUUCUUGUACGGAUGCGCCACGGUGGACCAGAACAUCCCCAGCAUGGAGAUGUGUGACCAGAGGUACAACAUCACCAUGUGCCCCCUCUGUGACAAGACCUGCAGCUACUGGAAGAUGAGCUCAGCUUGUGCCACAGCCCGUGCUAGCCAUCUCUUUGACAACCCAGCCACCGUCUUCUUCUCUGUCUUCAUGGCCCUGUGGGCCGCCACCUUCAUGGAGCACUGGAAGCGGAAACAGAUGCGGCUCAAUUACCGCUGGGACCUCACAGGCUUCGAGGAGGAGGAGGAGGCGGUCAAGGAUCAUCCCAGGGCCGAAUAUGAAGCCAGAGUCUUAGAGAAGUCGCUGAGGAAAGAGUCCAAAAACAAAGAGAAGCGCCGGCAUGUUCCGGAGGAGUCAACAAACAAGUGGAAGCAGAGGGUUAAGAGCGCCAUGGCAGGGGUGAAAUUGACCGACAAGGUGAAGCUGACGUGGAAAGACCGAUUCCCGGCAUACCUCACCAACCUGGUCUCCAUCAUCUUCAUGGUCGCAGUGACAUUUGCCAUUGUCCUCGGCGUCAUCAUCUACAGAAUCUCCAUGGCUGCUGCCUUGGCCAUGAACUCCUCCCCCUCCGUGAGGUCCAACAUCCGGGUCACAGUCACGGCCACUGCAGUCAUCAUCAACCUGGUGGUCAUCAUCCUCUUGGAUGAGGUCUAUGGCUGCAUCGCCAGGUGGCUCACCAAGAUCGAGGUCCCGAAGACUGAGAAGAGCUUUGAGGAGAGACUGAUCUUCAAGGCCUUCCUGCUGAAGUUCGUGAACUCCUACACCCCCAUCUUCUAUGUGGCUUUCUUCAAAGGACGGUUCGUGGGACGCCCGGGUGACUACGUGUACAUCUUCCGCUCCUUCCGAAUGGAGGAGUGCGCCCCUGGUGGAUGCCUCAUGGAGCUCUGCAUCCAGCUCAGCAUCAUCAUGCUGGGGAAGCAGCUUAUCCAGAACAACCUGUUCGAGAUCGGCAUCCCGAAGAUGAAAAAGCUCAUCCGGCGCCUGAGGCGGCGGCGCCAGAGCCCCUCAGACCACGAGGAGCAGGGGAAGAGGAAGCAGCGCUAUGAGGUAGACUACAACCUGGAGCCCUUCGCCGGCCUCACCCCCGAGUACAUGGAGAUGAUCAUCCAGUUUGGCUUUGUCACUUUGUUUGUCGCAUCCUUCCCACUGGCCCCACUGUUUGCGCUGCUGAACAACAUCAUUGAGAUCCGCCUGGAUGCCAAGAAGUUUGUCACUGAGCUUCGGAGGCCAGUAGCUGUCAGAGCGAAGGACAUUGGGAUCUGGUACAAUAUCCUCAGAGGCGUUGGGAAGCUUGCUGUCAUUAUCAAUGCCUUCGUCAUCUCCUUCACAUCCGACUUCAUCCCGCGCCUGGUGUACCUCUACAUGUACAGCCAGAAUGGCACCAUGCACGGCUUCGUCAACCAUACUCUCUCCUCCUUCAACGUCAGUGACUUCCAGAACGGCACAGCCCCCAAUGACCCCCUGGACCUGGGUUACGAGGUGCAGAUCUGCAGGUACAAAGAUUACCGUGAGCCCCCGUGGUCUGAGCAUAAAUACGACAUCUCCAAGGACUUCUGGGCUGUCCUGGCAGCUCGCCUGGCAUUUGUCAUUGUCUUCCAGAACCUGGUCAUGUUCAUGAGUGACUUUGUGGACUGGGUCAUCCCUGACAUCCCCAAAGACAUCAGCCAGCAGAUCCACAAGGAGAAGGUGCUCAUGGUGGAGCUGUUCAUGAGAGAGGAGCAGGGCAAGCAGCAGCUGCUAGACACGUGGAUGGAGAAGGAGCGUGGUCAAGAGGAGCCAUGCAACAACCACAACCCCAAAGCCCGCUCGGACAGCUGUGGCAGCAGCGGCCCAGCCCCUAGCCACGCAUACCACGGGGGUGCACUGUAGCCGCGCCAGCAUGCUGGGCAGGCCAGCGGGCUUCCCCACCGACAGCCGCCCUCUUGCAGGCGGGCAUGCUCACCCCCACCAGGGCCCGGUGGCCCCUGUGUUUUUUACAAACAUGGAGGACCACUUUCUGAUAGGACAACGUUUUUCUCUCUUCUUUGUGUAUUUUUCCUUGUUUUUGCACAAAACCAUUAUGCAGGGAAUUUUUUUAU